GAAAAUGAAAAGAAUUCAUCUGUAAACUUCUGUUUGCUUUCUCAGCAGAUGAAAUAUACCCUGCAACAAGACCUUUCCUGGUCAACUUACGCGCUCAAGCCAAACGUCGGUUCUUUGACCACAUCUCUUCUGUAACCCAUUGUUUAUGUUAAGGGAUCUCAUAUGCUUUGAUCUAUUCAUUUGGAAAAAUGACUCAGCCGAGGACUUUUAGUCAAAAGGACUUCUCUUUGGGUUUUGGGAAGGAAGCUUUGGAUUAAUCGAGCUUCUUGGAGCUAUUAUCUUUCUGCAUUUUCAGUUUUGGAUUUUAAUUCAAAGUAACUUUUACAAGAAACGGAUUGUUUCACAUUCGAUUUCCUGUUUCCUCUGAGUGUGGUUGACCACUUGAUUUGAUUUUUUGAUGAAGUUCAGUAACGGGUCACUAAGAUUUCGGAUUAAAAGUUUAUUGAGACAUCUUUAGGUUUUCUGGGUGGACAUAUACUUCGUUAGUUGACUAUUGCUACUGAGAGUUGAGCGAGAAGGAGGGUAUUUUUGGGGGGGCUUUUAGGGCUCCAAGGAUUUACUGAGAUUGAUUUUACUGAUGAUCGAUGAAAAACACUGAGAGGGUUUUGAAUGCCAAGUCAGGAGCUAAUGUGUACUAAUAGAGCACUUUUAUUAGUUUUAUCUCUGGUUCUGCUUGUCACUUCGAAGGGAACUUGCCAUGACUACAAAAGUAGGCCAGAAGAGGAUAUAUUAUUCAGGCUAAUCAACUCCAGGGAUAUACUCCAUGGCGGGGCUGAGCUAGUAUGGCUAAACUGUGGGAUAGAACUGAUGCAUGCAAAGGAAGCAGUUGAAGACCAUGAUUUUUUCGUCCUAGAGGAAAAGUAUGGUGAGAAUAAUGAAAUCAGUUCUGGAAGUAAUUGGCAGUCACCCAAAAGUGAACUUGAAACCAUUCUGCAUCCACUGGUGAAACAAUCCCUACUAGAUUGUUUAUGUAGAAAUGAUCUUGAAUUUCUCGUCUCUGGGGAGGAAAGGGGUCCAAAAAAUUGGUAUGCCCAGUGUUUGGAUAUUUUAUUCUCUUGGUUUGGUGAUACUCCCAGACGUCGUGAACUAGUUCAGAACAAUGGGGAAGCACCUGCGCCAUCUCCGGUAGCGACAUCACUUGGUGCAGGUGCAGCAGUAGCAGUUUCAGUCUCUGACACCCCACCACCUGCUCAGCCUCCCAUACUGCCAUUCUUCCCGGUAGUUGUUAGUAACUCAAGCUUGCAACCUGAAGUUAGUGGGCCUUCUAAUUCAGAUGUUGUACCAUCAUCAAAAAAGGAAACUACCAACCACAGAACAGUGGCAGUUGCUGUAUCUGUCACUGCUACAUUGACAUUUUUUGUAGUUUCCCUGCUGUUUAUAUGCUAUUUCAAGUGUUGCUGGAUUGGACCCCGAAGGGGACCAAAUGAUGAAAGACCUCUCUUAUGCUUGAGCUUAAGUGACUACCCUAUCGGGAAUUCAUUGAUCGAUGAGAAAUCUAGUACCCGUUCGUCUAAACACCAUUCUAGUGGGAGUUUCUCCACUAGUCACCGCUUCAGUGGGAAUUUCUACGUGGGGACACAGUCACCCAAUAUAUCUAAAACUGAGGUUCCUGUAGAAGCUCUCUCGAGUGCUGAUGUCACCUCGGUCCAGGGCAUAGCUGGGCUACCUCCACUGAAGCCUCCCCCUGGUAGGGUAUAUCCCAAUGCCCCCUUACCUUAUGCUAACACAGUCCCUCCAGCUUCUCCUGCUCUGGCUAACACAGAUGCUCUGGCUCCCACUCCUCAGGCUAAGGCACCUCCUCCAGCUCCUCCUGCUCCACCUAAAGCAGCUCCUUCGGCUCCCCCUCCACCUCCAUCUUUACCACUAAGGCCUUCCUCUGGAGGCCCACGCUCUUCUCCUCCUGGACCACCACCACCUCCCAUUCCUGCUGGCAAGACUGGUCCACGUCCACCACCACCUCCAGCUCCUAUGAGCUCAAAGCCACCUCAGCAAUCGCAUGUUCGACACAAUCAUUCUUCAACGGGUGAUGAUGAAGAGGAAACAGCUGAUGGUCCAAAAACAAAGCUGAAACCUUUUUUCUGGGACAAGGUCCUAGCCAACCCUGAUCACUCAAUGGUUUGGCAUCAGAUAAAAUCAGGAUCCUUCCAGUUUAGUGAAGAGAUGAUAGAGAGCUUGUUUGGUUAUGCACAUGCAGAUAAAAACAAGGAGGCCAUGAAAGGCUCUCAUUUGCAAGACACUUCUAACCAGUAUAUACAACUUAUUGAUCAAAAGAAGGCACAGAACUUAGCAAUUAUUCUUAAAGCUUUAAAUGUGACAAUUGAAGAAGUUUGUGAUGCUCUCAAAGAAGGAAAUGAGCUUCCACCAGAAUUGCUUCAAACUUUGCUGAAGAUGGCACCGACAUCUGAAGAAGAGCUGAAGCUGAGAGCCUAUAGUGGAGACCUUUCUCGGCUUGGGCAUGCUGAGCGAUUUCUGAAAGCCUUAGUUGACAUUCCAUUUGCCUUCAAGAGGCUAGAAUCGUUGAUUUUUAUGUGCACUCUUCAAGAGGAGGUGUCAAUGAUUAAAGAAUCAUUUGCUACAUUAGAGGCUGCUUGCACUGAACUACGGAAGAGCCGGUUAUUUCUCAAACUACUGGAGGCAGUUCUAAAAACUGGGAACCGCAUGAAUGACGGAACAUACCGCGGAGGUGCUCAAGCAUUCAAACUCGAUACACUACUAAAACUAUCAGACGUGAAAGGGACAGAUGGAAAGACCACACUUUUACAUUUUGUUGUACAGGAGAUCAUCCGCUCCGAAGGAUCACGGUCAGCUGCCCGAGCAGCCAAGGAACCAAAGGGCACAUCUAGUCCAGUGUCCGAUGAUGUCCUUCAGGAUUCGGAAAAUUACCAUCGAGCCCUCGGUCUACAAGCUGUGUCAGGUCUGGGUAAUGAGCUUGAGCAUGUCAAGAAUGCCGCAGUGCUUGAUGCUAGUGAGUUGACAAGCACAGUGGCCAAUCUCGGCCGUUCUUUAGUAAAUGCAAAGAAUUUCCUGAGUUCAGUCAUGGACCAAGUGAACGAGGAAGAUGGGUUUCUCCGUACACUACAGAAUUUUGUGCAUAAUGUUGAAGUUGAUGUCACGUGGCUGUUUGAAGAAGAAAAGCGGAUAAUGUGUCUUGUUAAGAGCACCGGUGAUUAUUUCCAUGGGAAUGCUGGGAAAGAUGAAGGGUUGCGAUUAUUCGUCAUAGUUCGUGAUUUUCUGGUAAUACUUGACAGGGUAUGCAGAGAAGUAGGAUCUGCACAAAUGAAGCCAAAGUCGUCACCACGAAAAUAUAAUAUGGCCGUUGGCCCUUCAGAACCCCAAUCUCCCUCUGAUCCGCGGCAUAAACUUUUUCCUGCAAUUAUUGAUAGACGAUAUGAUGAUGAGUCCAGUUCCGAAGAUGAGGCUUAGUUGUAUCAGGUUUCCAUGCCUUGAUCUCUUUUUGUCAUUCUUUACUCUCAAUUGUUUUUGCUUUGUAAGUUUGAAGUAGAGUGGGUGGGAGCUUGUCAAACAGGAGGCUGGAUUUUAUCUGUAGCACAAACUUCUGUAAUACAAAGACCAUCUGCAAAAUUGCAGGUAGUGAAGAAACACCAUUGCAAUAGGUAGGAAAAUCAUUGUAGUUUUUUAAUUAAUUUCGUUUUUAUUUGUUUAUUUUAUUUUGUAAUUAAUGGAAGGCCGUUCGAUCAUUAUUUUAACUAUCAUUCGUG
Molecule: messenger RNA, 3719 nt
Organism: Cuscuta europaea
Lineage: Eukaryota; Viridiplantae; Streptophyta; Magnoliopsida; Solanales; Convolvulaceae
Source: the annotation of a GenBank genome assembly